Messenger RNA from Sitodiplosis mosellana (orange wheat blossom midge), 3314 nucleotides. RefSeq names its product zinc finger protein 271-like. The record is from RefSeq and is a predicted model, not a curated record. NCBI's taxonomy places the organism in Eukaryota, Metazoa, Arthropoda, Insecta, Diptera, Cecidomyiidae. The coding region runs from base 159 to 3143 and encodes 994 amino acids. The transcript is spliced from 4 exons. Gene Ontology annotation, molecular function: metal ion binding.
UCCAUUGGAAGCGUCGAAGAAGACCACCAUCUGUCACUGUCAAAAUAAAAGAAAGAAAAUAAACAAACGAGUAAAUAACAAUACAAAACUUUACAUUAAACACGUUGGUUUCGAAUGAAUAUUCGCUGAAAACACAGCUAAUUUCCAUAUUGGAUUCAAUGGAACUAUCGAGUCCGGGUGAAGAAAAUUACGAUUGCAGCAAAGCCAUGGAGUCUGUAGCAAGUAAUCAGGCGGAUCAACAAAGUAUUCCAAUUGUAUUCGUCGAUAGCUCAAAUCUCAACACCAAAAAUCACGAAGAACGGUUCAGUGUAGUGAAUUUCAACAAUGAAAUAAAUCCACUGGAAUUGAAGGCUGUAGACACUAUAAAAACCGAGAAUGUUAUCAAAGAAGAGCCUUUGCAAGAUUUCGCAUCGCUAAAAUCUGUUGAGAUUUACGAAACAGCCACCGUCCAAUUAAGAUAUCAAUGUGACAUUUGUUUGAAAAUUUGUUCGAAUCGCAAGGCGUUGCAUGAGCACAAAUACACACACAACAAUGUGAAUCGGGGGAAUAUUACACAACAAUGUGAAUACGAGGGUGAUUCAUCCGAGAAGGAGUGUUUUCAGUAUGAUGUGUGCUCAAACGAGUAUUCAAUUUAUUCGAAACUACAAAGACACAAACGAACGCACGACGAAAAACUAUUAGUGUGCCAAUAUUGCCCGAAGAAAUUCAAUGAUCCGAAUCUGUUGAAAUAUCAUGAGGGAAAUCACACGGGCGAUAAACCGUAUAUGUGUGUUUACUGCUCUAAAAGCUUCGCGAAUCCAAGCGCAUUUUGUUGUCACAGAAAAAAAUGCAAAUUGAAGCAUGAAAGUGUUGACAGUACCGAACCCAGAACGACCCAUGUGAAUUACUCUGUUUAUAAAUGCCGGUUUUGUUCCAAAGAAUAUCCCGAUAAGGUAUCACUAGUUAUUCACGUACGAGUUCACACAGGCGAAAGACCAUACGAAUGUCCGUCAUGCUCAAAAACAUUCGCAAAUCCAAGCUCAUUUUGUAGACACAAAAGAAGAUGUCAAUCAAAUGGUGGGAGUGUUGAUGAUACCGCACCGAGAAAUAUUCAUGUCGAUGACGCGACUGAGGCAACUCAAAUUCAUGAAGUUACCCAAUUCACUGAGAAUGGAGGAAAAUUGCUAGAAAAGAACGGCCAGCCACUUCGAAUUAGCUCUAAAGAAGAUUCGAAUGAAAUCUUGCCAAAAGAGCCCAGUACUAUCCAUGGUUUGGCGAAUAAAUGUCGAUUCUGUCCAAAAACAUUUAUUUUGAAGCAGUUUCUAGUAGUUCAUGAACGGAUACACACUGGGGAAAAACCAUACCAAUGCCCAUUAUGUUCAGCAAAAUUCUCAUGUCCAAGCUCGUUUUGUAGGCAUAAGAAGAGAUGUCGGUUUAAUCAUUCGAGGGCUCAACGUACCAUCACAAGGAAGAUACGUGUUGACGAAGUUGAACGAAUCCCUGCAGCUGCUCGAAGCGCUAAGAGUGAAGAUGCAUUACCAGAAAAGAACGAUCGUCCGCUUGAUGUAUACAUUGAAGAAAAUUCGAAAGACAUUCCGUUGCCACCUAUCGAAAUGGUUGUGUAUAAUGUGUACAAGUGCCGAUUUUGUCCAAAAAAAUACGCAACGAAACAACAAGUAGUAAUUCAUGAACGUAUCCACACCGGGGAAAAACCAUACCAAUGCCCAAUAUGUUCAACGAAAUUCUCAAAUCCAAGCUCAUUUUGCAGACACAAAAAGAGGUGUAAAUUAUUGACACAGAUUGUCGAUCAAAUGUUCCCACCUGAUUCGAUGUCAUCGAAUGGUGAUUGUGGAUCCGAAGACAGACCCUUGUUCAAUUCUGGCGAGAAUAAUUCUAAGAAUAAGCACAAUCAUUCCAUCGAAGCAAUUAAGACAGAGAACUCACAAUUAGAUGAAAUCAACUCAACUGAAGCUGACUUUGAAUCACAGCUACAGCCGUUUGAAUUGAAAGACGAACCGAUCAAUAUAUGUGACGAGGAUGCAACAAUGAAUGAAUCAUUGGAGAUUGAAAAUGAACAAGACAUACCGACUCAUAUUGAAUGUGAAGCUUCUUUGGAAAAUGUUCCAAACUCACGCAUUUUGCAACAACCCGACUCUAAGUUAUUCCCCUGCCAAUACUGUUCUAAUGUUCUCAAACGAAAGGGAAUUUUGGAAACCCAUGAACGAAGCCAUACCGGCGAGCGACCGUUCAAGUGUUUGUUGUGUUCAGAAACAUUCGGCAAUUCCGGUUCAUUUUUUAGACACAAAAAGAGGUGUCAAUUAUUGACACGAAUUUUGGACCAAACGUGUCCAUCUGGCGCGAAGUCGUCAAAUGCUGAAAGUGAUCGUGGGUUAGAAGACACCGGGCUUUUGUUCUAUUCCGGCGAGUGUAGUUCUAAGAAUAAGAAUAGUCAUUCCGUCGAAGCAAACAAGACGGAGAAUUCGCAACUAGAUAAAAUCCAUUCAACUGAAGGCAACUUUGAAUCCGAACUACAACUGAAUGUUGUCAAGAUUGAACCGAUCGAAAUAUAUGCCAAGGAAACAUCAAUGAAUGUUGGUGAAUCAAUGGAGAAACCGAGUCUUCCUUUCAAAAGUAUUCCGGGAGAUUCUUCUGGAAAAAAUGACAUAGUGACGAAUGACAUCAGAGAAGUCAACCAAGGCACAUCUAAUUCGAUACAUGACGAUGAAUACGAUUUUGAAACAUUCUUGGAGAAUUUUUGCUGUUUUGAUGAUGACAACGAUUUUCAUCAAGUGAAUGGUCAUCCGUUAAUUGUGCCAAAUGGUACAAACGGAAAUAUUGAAGCCCAUAUCGUUGGUGUGAAAUGCCGUGCAAUUGAAGUAAAAGAUCCAAAUAAGAUGUUCAAAUGCGAUUUUUGCCAUGCAGAAUUUGCAGAAAAACCAAAGCUGAAUAGACAUGUGCAGAGUGACCACCCCUAUUCAAAGCCAUUCUUGUGCAAAUUCUGUCCAAAAACUUAUAAAACUCGACAAAAUUUGAAAAUACACGAGAUAAUACAUACGGGCGAAAGAACCUUUGAAUGUUGUAUUUGUCGCGAUACAUUCAGCCAGAAUAGUGCACUGUGGCGACAUCGAAAGACGUGUCAGCGAAGGAGACAGAGGCACAUCUGAGUGAGAUGUGGGUGGAAGAGACUGAGUUGGAAUUGAAACAGAGACCUUAUUUUUAAAGAUUAUCGAAUAACGUAAAAUGUACCAUAAACUUUCAAUAGUUAUAGUUUUACCUUUAAGCUCAAUGUUGCCAGAAUUGAAAGACUUCAAUAAAAAAAUGUAUUUUGUAUUUGA